AUGCUGAGACGCAUUCGAGCCGAGUUUGCACCAAAAGACUUUGAUGCGUGGGCCUACAACAUAUGGUGGCCACAAGACCAGCUUAUUUCACCCCUCACGGGAAAAGUGGACUUUGUUGUAGAGGACAUCAAAUUCGCCUACAAUGCGUGGUGCCUCUUGAGACUUGCAAUGUUUUUCGGCGUGCGACAUCCCAAAAUCUUGAGCAACAUGGUGAACACAACGCCCUCUAUGGAUAUUAUGCUCGCAGGCAACCGUCUCUUUUACAUGCAUUCACGCGUUGAAGCACAAUUUGCACCGGACAAAGUUCGUAUUGCGUUAACCCCCAACCACCCUCGUGCAUUUCCGAUCCAAAAAUUCAGCUGGCUACAACACUGCACACAGUACCGCCCUGGAGCGACCGGCGUGGAACUCGUUCUCGGGAUGGAGAACGGUCUUUCACCGGAAGUUGCCGACGCAUGCGACCACUGCACGUACAUUCCCCAAUACGGUUCUAUUGGAUCACUUUCCAUGCUGUCAGCCCUGGCCAUCGCCGCACACACAAUGUCCCGAAGCUUACGGAACGAGAAUAAAGCGUUUCUGAUUCCUGACGGAGCAUCAACGACUCGAUCGAGUGGUCAUAUGCCUCUGUCCAGAAAUCCACAUCCACUCAAGAGAGGACUGCCACACGAGGUUGACCUGCUUCCUUGUAGUAAUGUGGAGAUCAGAAACAUUCUACGUGAGCGCAGACAGAUGUACGAUCUUCAAAUGAGCGUCAUGAUGUACAACGAACUCGGCGACCGAAAUAUCGGUGCUGUAAUACGGAACGCUAACGCGUUUAAUUGCGAAUACGUUGUCAUUAUUAACCGCAGACGUUUUAACCGCCGUGGGGCAGUCGGUACGCAAAAGGUUCUCGAUGUCCGCUUUUUUGAAACAGUGUACGACGACGAAGCGCGUACUUUACUGGACGAUUACGAGGUCUGGCUUCUGUAUCCUUACUAUCCGAAUCUGCUCAUUUAUGAUGGCAACACGGAUAUGUACUCUGCGCUCCAGUCUGCGACUUUUCUGCGCCACGGAGACCCUUUGCUCUGCGCCUGGCGUGCAUCUCAGCACCGGCUCACCGCGCAGCACCCUCUUCUAUGUGCACAUCCUCGCCUUGCUGCUGAUCCUGUGUACCUCGACGAUGACGAAUCUCUCACAAGAGCCGUUCAAAAAGUGAAAGAGAAGAAACUUCGAGGCAUCAUAUUGGCUGUUCCAGAGGAAGGGUCCUCGCCUCAUCCUUCUUUAAGAGACGUUUGCCAUCGCGUGGUAUACGUCUCCGAUCCUACCGUACUGCCGCACGCAACGCAGCGUGGACUCAACCCUGCGCUAUCCACUGCGAUCAGUUUUGAGAGGAUUCGCUCGGCAAUCGAUGCAUUACACACUCUCUGA
This is a messenger RNA of Leptomonas pyrrhocoris, 1407 nucleotides long. RefSeq lists its product as hypothetical. The record is from RefSeq and is a predicted model, not a curated record. Gene Ontology annotation, cellular component: cytosol. NCBI's taxonomy places the organism in Eukaryota, Euglenozoa, Kinetoplastea, Trypanosomatida, Trypanosomatidae. The transcript has a single exon. Gene Ontology annotation, biological process: tRNA nucleoside ribose methylation. The coding region runs from base 1 to 1407 and encodes 468 amino acids.